AUGCGCCGAUCUCGGAAACAAGGCAAUCGCCUGGCACCAUUCUGGACCAUCGCCUUGGUUGCCCUCGUCCUGGGUGCCCACCAUGGCGCUUCAACAGAGACCGUCCUCCUGUGGGACAGCCGCGACGACAGUGUGGGUGGUGGCGCCAGCUUUUUUCUGUCGAACGCCAAGGACGACCCCAUCGGCUGCCAGCCUCAGCUUGACACCUUCACCUCUUACAACGACUCCCCCGCUUUGCCCCCGACCGAACCUUGCGGUAUGCUGGCCCCCGCCCUUCUUGACCCCGUCCCCUACUUUGACGAUCCAGCAAACUUUCUCUUCUUUGCUGGCCGCUCUCGUGAAAGCAACAAGCGCUCGGUGACCCUCCCUCCCGAUCUUGCCGCCGGCGUCGUAUCCCUCGACAUCAUCCUGCGCAUGGAUAGCACCAACUGGAUGAGCCUCGGUGGUUCGUGUGAUCAAAACAUUCGAGCCCUCCUCACCGUUGGUCGUGAUUCCCUCCGCGACAAACAAGCCGGCCUCGUGGUGUCGGGUGAUGGCGCCUGCUGGGACAAAAUCGCAAGCUCCGGUUUUGGCUCCGACGUGGCCCUCGCCGUUAGCACCCGCCCCCUCGCCGCCCCCAACACCACGGAAAUGGCUUUGACCCUGCACUGGGCCCUCGAUCUAACCGACCUCUCAACCCUCGACUUUCGCAUCGGCGGCUCCGUCACACUUGCGGAAAACAGCUCCAUCGCCAUGGGCAACCUUCGCUUGUACGGCUGCUUCAACGCCGACAAAGUGUGUGUGUGUGUGUGUGUGUGUGUGUGUGUGUGUGUGUGCAACUAUGAAGCCAUGCCCUGCGACGGUCCUGCCUUUGCAACCCACGACACGAUCGGCCCCGGUUCCGCCGCGAGCCCCCACGUUGUGGUGCACGGCGACAUGGGUCGGCAGGAAGCCGAGUCUUUGCUGGUGCAAGAGUCGGCUUUGCUUUGCACAAAGUGUGGUCGCGUAAGGUCUUGUGACAUUGACGGCAAUGAGCUGAUUGUGACCUACACAGCGAGCCUUUGA
This is a messenger RNA of Monosiga brevicollis MX1, 1044 nucleotides long. RefSeq lists its product as uncharacterized. The transcript has 3 exons. The record is from RefSeq and is a predicted model, not a curated record. Bases 1 to 1044 code for a protein of 347 amino acids. NCBI's taxonomy places the organism in Eukaryota, Choanoflagellata, Craspedida, Salpingoecidae.